AACACAUUUAUCGAUAGCAACAAUGCGCUUAUCACUGCACGUUCUUUAUUUAUAAACAAUCUGUUGACAUAUUUAUUCUGUUAAAAAUGCCCAUAGAUUGUAAAGCUAAAUGUGGCAACAAAGCCGCUUUAAAGCGUCCUAAGACCGGCGACGCUCUGUGCAAGGAUUGCUUUUUUGCUGCCUUUGAAGCUGAAAUCCAUCACACCAUUGUCUCGAGUCGUCUCUUUCGACGUGGCGAAAAGGUUGCCGUCGCUGCCAGUGGUGGCAAGGACUCCACAGUUUUGGCGCAUGUCAUGAAACUGCUCAACGAACGACAUGAUUAUGGUCUGGAUCUGGUGCUGCUCUCGAUUGACGAAGGCAUCACGGGCUAUCGGGACGACAGCCUGGAGACGGUCAAACAAAAUCGCGACGACUAUCAAAUGCCACUGAAAAUCCUCUCCUACGAGGAACUGUACGGUUGGACUAUGGAUCGUAUUGUGGCGCAAAUUGGCCGUUCCAACAAUUGCACAUUUUGUGGGGUCUUUCGCCGUCAAGCAUUGGAUCGAGGUGCAAAACUGUUGGGCGUCGACAGCAUCGCAACCGGUCACAAUGCGGACGACAUUGCGGAAACGGUGCUAAUGAAUAUACUACGCGGAGAUACAGCACGUUUGCGUCGCUGCACCAAUAUCCGCACUGGCGGUGGCGAAGAUUCCAUUCCCCGGGUCAAGCCGCUCAAAUACAGCUACGAGAAGGAGAUCGUUAUGUAUGCGCACUACAAGAGAUUAGUAUACUUUUCCACGGAAUGCGUGUUUGCACCGAAUGCUUAUCGGGGACAUGCACGCGCCUUCCUGAAGGACCUGGAAAAAGUGCGACCAUCGGUAAUCAUGGACAUCAUCUAUUCGGGCGAGCAGCUGCGUUUCAAGGAUACCGCAAAGAAACCUGUGCGUGGCAUUUGCGAACGCUGCGGCUUCGUUUCCUCUCAGCAGCCAUGCAAGGCAUGCGUUCUGCUGGAGGGACUUAAUCGAGGUUUGCCCAAACUGGGCAUUGGCAAGAAAUCGAAAGGUGAUCGCAUGAUUGCCCAGCAGAACCAAGAACUCGCACUACGGGAGCGCGCAAAUUUAGUAAAAAACGAUUUUUAAUAUCAAAAAUUCAUAUUUA
Drosophila grimshawi is the source of this 1137-nucleotide messenger RNA. RefSeq names its product cytoplasmic tRNA 2-thiolation protein 1 (gene Ctu1). The transcript has 3 exons. The record is from RefSeq and is a predicted model, not a curated record. Gene Ontology annotation, biological process: tRNA wobble position uridine thiolation. NCBI's taxonomy places the organism in Eukaryota, Metazoa, Arthropoda, Insecta, Diptera, Drosophilidae. Gene Ontology annotation, molecular function: tRNA binding. Bases 87 to 1118 code for a protein of 343 amino acids. Gene Ontology annotation, cellular component: mitochondrion; cytosolic tRNA wobble base thiouridylase complex.